This is a messenger RNA of Ziziphus jujuba (common jujube), 1979 nucleotides long. Its product is annotated as calcium uniporter protein 6, mitochondrial. Gene Ontology annotation, molecular function: uniporter activity; calcium channel activity. Bases 636 to 1673 code for a protein of 345 amino acids. The record is from RefSeq and is a predicted model, not a curated record. NCBI's taxonomy places the organism in Eukaryota, Viridiplantae, Streptophyta, Magnoliopsida, Rosales, Rhamnaceae. The transcript has 2 exons. Gene Ontology annotation, biological process: calcium import into the mitochondrion; mitochondrial calcium ion homeostasis. Gene Ontology annotation, cellular component: mitochondrial inner membrane; uniplex complex.
AUGACACAUGUACUUUGCCCUUUGAGAAAAUACAUGGAAGGAACGGAGAUGGCGGUCCGGUAUUUGGAUGGUUAUCCUUGGAAUUGGGGUGGUCAAAUAAAAAAAUUGGUUUUCUCUGGACGGUUUUUAUUUGGCCUUAAAAAUUUUCUCGCCCGCCUUCAACUCCACUCUCUUCUCUUCGUCAUUCUCUUCCUUCUUAAAUAAAUAAAUACUUCUUCUACUGCUUACCCAUUAUUAAGCUUUUGCCUUGUUUUUGUCUUUGUUUAUUUUAUUUAUUUAUAAAGUGAUUCAAACCUUUUUCCUUCUCUGUUCUCCACUUCCAGUUUGUUCCUUUCCUUUUUACAGGUACUUGUCCUUAUUUUGUGAAUCUAUGAAAUUGGAAAUCUGAUUUGGAAAAUAGGAAAGUUUAGAUCUUUACAGCAACAAAGUUCAAGUUUUAAAAGCAAACGAAACUAUAUAUAUAUAUAUAUAUAUAUAAAAUCAUGGAAACCGUUUUAGAAUUCAAACCCACUGGGUUUUUUUUCUUCGCAAAGAAGAGCAAGCUCUGAUUUUUGGGUGUUUUUGCUCAAAUUCAUAUUAAAGAUCAAAUUUUUUGGUUGUCCCAAUUGAAGAAAAAGGGAAAAUAGAAAAGGGAAAUGUGGAGGAGAUGGUGGUGUUUUGGUGUUCAGCUAUUGAAGCAAUCGGCGGUUGGCCAUGGCUUCCAUACCAGGAAUCAAAUCCCUUUUCCUUCUUCUUCUUCUGCUACCUGUUCUUGCCGAUUAUUGGAUUGCAUACCAAUGGGUAUUGAAAGACGUGGAUUGGCAGGAAGACUUGGACUCUGUUUUCCUGCAUUGUGGUUCGUUGGAUCCACAAGGACUUUCUCCUCCGAUACGUCCUCAUCCGCUGAUACCACCAAAUCCAAAUGUAAUGAUGAAGAUGAUAAUGGCAAUGGCAAAGUUGUUGGUGAGGGAGAAGCAAUAUCUUUUGCGGAGGCAAAGAGGCUAAUGAGGCUUGUUAACGUGGAUGCGCUCAAGAGCAAGCUUGGUGCUGAAGGGAAAGAAGCUAUCAACUACUGUGAGCUUCUUCAAGCCUGCGAGAGCGUCGGUCUUGCUAGAUCGCCGGCAGAGGCUGCCGCUUUUGCUCGUGUCCUUGAUGAAGCCGGUGUCGUCCUUCUCUUCCGUGACAAGGUCUAUCUUCACCCUGAUAAGGUGGUGGAUAUGGUUAGAAAUGCAGUACCUCUUGCUUUGGUUUCCGAUGAUGACCCCAUAAGGCACGAGCUAAAGGUGCUGCAGAAGUUGAAGGAAGAUAUAGAUGUGCAAGCACAUAAGCAAGUUAGACGUGUUCUCUGGUCUGGACUGGGGCUCGCGAUGUUGCAGGUUGGUCUCUUCUUCCGCUUGACAUUCUGGGAGUUCUCAUGGGAUGUGAUGGAACCCAUUGCCUUUUUCACCACAACAAGCGGUUUAGUCAUAGGCUAUGCCUACUUUCUAUUAACUUCAAGAGAUCCCACUUACCAAGACUUGAUGAAGAGGCUUUUCCUCUCUAGGCAGAGGAAGCUUUUGAAGAAGCACAAUUUUGAUGUUCAAAGAUUCAAGGAAAUACAGAGAACGUGUAGAACACCUCUCGACGCCAAUGCUUCAAUCAAGAAUAGGGUAGGCGUGGAGCUGGAGCUAGAUGAUUGUUUAAGCAAGGAUUAACAUGUUUGGGGUUUUUACUAUUUGUGAAGAAAAAGAAAAAAAAGUAAUACAUGUUGGUAACAAUUAGGUCCCUCCUGUUUUUAAGUAGGUAGGGGGCAAGAAUUUUACUUUUUAACUUUUGGAUUGUUCAGCAAACUUUGCUUGUUCUUUUGACAGUUAGUAUUCUUGCUGCUUCUCGGUUUACAAGAGAGAAGUGGGAAAAAGACAUUCUCAACUACAAGAGCUGCAUUCUUAUGUUUCUAUGGCGGAAUGCUGGCAUACAUAAAAUCUAACUCAGUUGCUACAAUUUAAUUUUGCUUCUUCAUA